UCGGACCGGACAACACACGCCCAUUUGACGAGAGAGAAUUAAGAGAGUUACGUGCGAGGAACAGCUUUCUAAUCUCUGAUCUCUUGGAUUAUUCCUCCGAUGUAGCCCGCGGGAGGUAACUCGGGUCCGCGUCUUUUUGGCUACUACUUUACGCAUACCUCCACUCUGUUUAUCGCUUCAUAGUCGAACUCCUAUCACUUUCAGGAUGGAUUAAACACUCAUUCGUUUUUAACCACUUUGGAUCUUUUGGAACAUGACAAACGAUGAUCUGUUGCUCACUGAAGUGCGCAGUCGUGCCUUGGAAUAACAACAAGCGACUUUCCAAACACCUGAUCUCUUGAGAAACACUUUUGACCUGCUUUCCCUUUUGACGGGGCCGGGAUGGAGAGCGAGCUGAGGCCCAGGCUUUGUUUCCUUACCAAAGGAGACCACGACUAUGGGUUUCACCUGCACGGUGAGCGGAAUAAAGGAGGACAGUUCAUCAGAAAAGUGGAGCCCGGCUCCUCUGCAGACCUGUCGGGGCUGCGACCUGGGGACCGAGUGGUGGAGGUGAACGGGGAGAAUGUGGAGCAUGAAACACACCACGAAGUGGUGAGUCGUAUCCGCGCAGUAGACCACCGCACCAGGCUGUUGGUGGUGGACAGGGAGACAGAUGACUACCUCCGCAGCCGUGGUUUGGCCUGUACAGAGGAGCUGGCCAUUGAGAUGGGGACCUUCUCACCCAGACCCACCCCCUCAACCUCACCCAUACCUCGAGAGAAUGGAUCCGCCUCACCCAAAGAUGUGCUGUCCCGCUUACUGAACCCCCCAGCCGCAAACUCGCCCACUCACUUGUCCACAUACAGGAAAGCCAAGCGAUCCUCAGUGACUUCAAGCACGGCGACUGACACAGAGUUGCCGGCGGAGCCAUCACCAGAGUCACCAGAGGCGACAGUGGAGCUCCUCCCCCGCCUGUGCCACCUGCUGAAGGGGGAGCAAGGCUACGGCUUCAACCUGCACAGCAACAAGACACAGGGAGGACAGUUUGUCCGCUCUGUGGACCCCGGCUCAGCUGCUGAGAGAGCAGACAUCCGGCCCGGAGACCGGCUUGUGGAGGUGAACGGAGUCAACAUCGAAGGCCUGAGGCACUCGGAGGUGGUGGCGAUCAUAAGAGAAGGAGGGCAGGAAACGCAUCUGCUAGUGGUUGACCAGGAAACUGAUGAGCUCUUCCGAACACUGGGCAUCCAGCCCACCAGCAGCCAUGUUAAAGAAGUCUAUGUAGAUGAGCCGGCAAUCACAGACAGCGCGCCGCUCACCCCGUCUCCGACCACUGACCUCCCCAGUGCAGAUCCACCGGUCAUCAACGUCACGCUGUCAGAGGCGCCAAUCACAAACAGCCCCCCAAAAUCGCGGACCAAUGGAAGCUCAGCAUCCCAGUCCUCGAGGAGUUCCACCACUCAGUCAGAAUUCAGCAGCUCGGAUAUGAGCAUACAGGUCCCAGAUGAGGACGAGAGACGCGUGUCAGACCCCUUCCUGGACAGUGGCCUACGUCUGAGUCCCACUGCUGCCGAGGCUAAAGAGAAAGCCCAAGCCAGGCGCCAUAAGAAGAGAGCACCCCCUAUGGACUGGAGCAAAAAACAAGAGAUCUUCAGCAACUUCUGAGGAGAGAGGGCAGAGAAGAGGAGGAGGCCGUAAAAGGAGAAAAGAGAAAAGGAUAGACAAUGAUGGGAUCUUACAUUGUGAUUUUCUGCAGUAUAUCCCACGGUCGACAAUCAUGCAUUUCAGAUGACUGGCAUGCCGACAUCUUGCAUAAGCAGGGACAAGGAAAGAUUUUCUAGAUGCAUAUUUUAUCUCUAAAGACAAAGACAUUAUUUGUGGCUGUUGAAAUAAUCAUACACCACAAAACAGGAAUUAAAACAGGACAUCAUUAAUAGGUAGACCAUCUACUGGGAGACUGAAAGAAGUAGUGCCUAGUUAGUACACAGUAUUUCAUAUGAUUAAGUCAUAGUCAUGUCAGAGCCAUGUGUAGUCAGUAUCUGUAGCAGCCUAUACAUACUCCUGUAGGCCAGUGUCAGCAACGGUACAAGUGAUGUUAUUUGUAAUUUGUCUGAUUUUGGCUGGACGUUGUCAUUUUUUGGUUUUGUUUUAGACUGUUACUACAUUCCAUUUUUUGGAGGUUUCAGUAGCUUCAUUUUAUUUCAAUUUACAAUUAGUUCCUAAGAACUGAGUCCUGCAUUUGUUCUCUUUCUGCCUGCAUGUUUGCUUUUUGCUUGUCAGUCAUUUAGCAUGACACUUUUAAAAUGUAAAUAAAGAGGAAAAAAGGAGAGGCAUAAGUUAUAAAAUGUGGUUUGAUCAUCAGCACACUUCCCAUGGUUCAGUUUAUAUAUGUUAGAAUAAUUUCAUUUUUUAAGACAGUUUCACUUGAGACAACGUUUAGCUAUAAACAUUUGCCUCCAAUAAGUGCAUGUCCAGGAAUUUUCCAACAAAUGCACGGUCAAACGUUUUCAUAAUGAGAAAUUAAAUAUCAAGACAGAAUGAGUAAUCUCUUCAUGUUUUCAGGAUAUUUUCCCAAUUACAGCUAGUGCAGAUAGUUACUGUGUGAUUUGAUGAAGUUUCCAGUAUGCUGUGGUCUUUCCUUAUCUCCAGGCACCCCAGUACAAUAGGGCUCCUUGAGUAUUCAUUUGUGGAGCUCAAAUUGUCAAAAAUUUACAUGCAAACAACUCAGCAACAACAUCUUUUUCCAAAAACAAUGGCACAGUCCUCAGAGGCAAAGAAUUUGAGUGGGAAUUAUUUCCUGCCAAAGAACACCAGCGAACUGUAUCUAUCCACCCCCAACAAGUGUGAAUUAGGCAAAUAGAUAGAGUUUGUCAGUCUUCUUCAGUUUCAGUAGAAUGGACACCUUGCCAAAUCACACACAAACUAUCUGGAUGGAUAGACUG
Messenger RNA from Myripristis murdjan (pinecone soldierfish), 2918 nucleotides. RefSeq names its product NHERF family PDZ scaffold protein 2 (gene nherf2). Gene Ontology annotation, molecular function: protein-membrane adaptor activity; signaling receptor binding. Gene Ontology annotation, biological process: protein localization to plasma membrane. Bases 382 to 1641 code for a protein of 419 amino acids. NCBI's taxonomy places the organism in Eukaryota, Metazoa, Chordata, Actinopteri, Holocentriformes, Holocentridae. The transcript is spliced from 6 exons. The record is from RefSeq and is a predicted model, not a curated record. Gene Ontology annotation, cellular component: apical plasma membrane.